UCUUCUCGUUAGAUGGACGGACUAUAAUCAUUGCUAGUCAUUGUUAUCAAAGAUGGCGGCAGCCGUGGCACCAAGGGAUGUUAAUACAUAUUUGAGUGAAAAUCAAAAUGUUGCAGACAAAGAAUUGGCUGCUGAAUGGGCCCAACUUGAAGAACUAUAUAAUAAAAGGCUUUGGCAUCAGUUGACACUUAAAUUAGAAACAUUUGUGAAGAAUCCAGCGCUUCUGAAGGGAGAUAAUUUGGUACAACUAUACGUUAACUUUUUAUCUACCUUUGAAAACAAAAUAAAUCCUUUGUCACUGGUAGAAAUAUUAGCAUAUGUAAUACACCAGUUUCAAGAUAAACAGGAAGCAAUUGAAUUUUUGGAAAAAACUGAGCCUAAAGUUAAAAGCAGUAAUGAAGCUGUGGCUCUCUGUAAAGUCCUUGCAGGGCAGAUUUUAUUGGAUAAGUUAAAUAAUCAAGAGCAAACGAAAAAGAUAAUAGAAGAAGUAGAGGCUAUGUUGGAUAAUGCUGACGGUAUUACUACAGUUCAUGGCAGAUUUUAUCUAUUAGCCAGCCGUCUCUAUCGUUUACAAGGAAAGCAUGCAGAAUAUUAUCGCACUGCCCUCAGAUAUUUGGGUUGUAUUGAUUUAAAUACCUUAAGUAAACUAGAACAGGAACAACAUGCAUUUUUUCUUGGUCUGGCAGCACUUUUAGGUGAGGGCGUUUAUAAUCUCGGCGAAUUAUUAGCUCAUCCAGUUUUACAAUCCUUAAAAAAUACACCAAACUCUUGGUUGGUUGAUUUAUUACAAGCUUUUAAUGCUGGUGAUAUUGCUGCAUUGGAAAGAUUAAAACCACAGUGGAGCAAAGUUGCUGAUUUAGCUGCACAGGAAUUAAAAUUAAGGCAAAAGAUUUCUCUUUUAUGCCUUAUGGAAAUGACUUUUAAGCGACAAGCUAAUAACAGGCAGUUAACAUUCGCGGAGAUCUCUCAAGAAACUCGUUUACCUCUUGGUGAAGUAGAAUUAUUAGUAAUGAAAGCUUUAGCUCAAGGUUUGGUUCGAGGUGCUAUCGAUCAAGUAGCAGGAACAGUAAAUAUGACCUGGGUACAGCCUCGCGUAUUGGACCGUAGUCAAAUAGCUGGAAUGGUUCAAAGACUCGAUAUAUGGUGUAAAGAUGUUAGCUCAAUGGAGCGUUUAUUGGAAUCUCGAGCCUCCGAGAUUCUUACUCUUUAAUAUUAGGUUUGACAUUUUUUCAUCGAUUCAUUUGUAAGUUGUACUUCUGUAUCGUCGUUAACUCAUUGGCUUAUCAUUAUAUUCAAAUGUCCACAAAUCACUAACUAAAGUUAGUAACAUUGUCAUAAGUCAAUGGGUUAAUGUAAAAGAAAGCAUAAACUCCACUUUCUUGAAUGUAAAAAUUAUAAUACUGUUUACAGGUGAAUGUAAAAAGAAAUACAAAUUGGUUUUGAACAUAACAUACCAAGAAAAACAAUUUCUUACAAGUUUUAACGUUACGCAUAAAGUAAUCAUUUGAAUUUUGCUUUUUUGUUCACAAACUUUGUACUAUGAUUGAAAUAUUUUUCGCGUUUCUCUAUUUAAUUGUGCAUUUAUACUUAAAAUAUCAAUAAUUUUGUAUACAUACGCAUACUAUUUCUGUAUAUCAUAUAAUAGAAUCACGACGUAUAAAUAUUGGUUUCUACAUAAAGAAAUGAAGAAAAAAAUUUUUCUUUCAAAUUGUCUUUUUUGAUUCGUGUUUUUUCAAUUUGUUUAGUUCUUUAAAAAUGUACUUUACUCUUUUAGUGACGGUUGUGUAUCAUAUUCCAGUAAUAAAAUAUAAUACAAGAAUACAUAAAA
Molecule: messenger RNA, 1828 nt
Organism: Hylaeus volcanicus
Lineage: Eukaryota; Metazoa; Arthropoda; Insecta; Hymenoptera; Colletidae
Gene: Rpn9
Product: 26S proteasome non-ATPase regulatory subunit 13
Exons: 5
Coding region: 53-1210 (385 amino acids)
Biological process (GO): ubiquitin-dependent protein catabolic process
Cellular component (GO): nucleus; cytosol; proteasome regulatory particle, lid subcomplex
Molecular function (GO): structural molecule activity
Source: RefSeq, a predicted model, not a curated record